Messenger RNA from Lepus europaeus (European hare), 1052 nucleotides. It is a transcript of the gene DNAJC17, whose product is annotated as DnaJ heat shock protein family (Hsp40) member C17. Gene Ontology annotation, cellular component: spliceosomal complex. The record is from RefSeq and is a predicted model, not a curated record. NCBI's taxonomy places the organism in Eukaryota, Metazoa, Chordata, Mammalia, Lagomorpha, Leporidae. Gene Ontology annotation, biological process: spliceosomal complex disassembly. The transcript has 11 exons. Gene Ontology annotation, molecular function: RNA binding. The coding region runs from base 76 to 987 and encodes 303 amino acids.
CGUUCGCAUCCGGCAGGCCCUGCGCGCGCUUAGACUCCUGGGAGUUGUAGUACGAGUCAAGUCAGGGCUGGAACGAUGGCGGUCACCAAGGAGCUCUUACAGAUGGACCUGUACGCGCUACUAGGUAUUGAAGAGAAGGCGGCGGACAAAGAGGUGAAGAAGGCGUACAGGCAGAAGGCCCUCUCCUGCCACCCGGACAAAAAUCCCGAUAAUCCCAAAGCAGCUGAGCUCUUCCACCAGCUUUCUCAGGCCUUGGAAGUGCUGACCGAUGCUGCGGCCAGGGCUGCCUAUGACAAGAUCAGGAGAGCCAAGAAGCAGGCAGCAGAGAGGACCCAGAAACUUGAUGAGAAGAGGAAGAAGGUGAAGCUUGACCUGGAGGCCCGGGAGCGGCAGGCCCAGGCCCAGGGCAGUGAGGAGGAGGACGAGAGCCAGAGCACCAGGACGCUCGAGCAAGAGAUUGAACGCCUCCGAGAAGAAGGUUCGCGGCAGUUAGAAGAACAGCAGAGGCUGGUGCAGGAGCAGAUGCGCCAGGAACGGGAGCAGAGGCUGAGAGGAAAGGCAGAACAUUGUGAAGCCAAAGGAACCCCUAAACUAAAGCUAAAGUGGAAGUGCAAGGAGGACGGGUCCCAAGAUGGCUACUCUGAAGAUGUCCUCUUGCGGCUUUUGCAAAAGUAUGGUGAGGUCCUCAACCUGGUGCUUUCCAGUAAGAGGGCAGGCACUGCUGUGGUGGAGUUUGCGACUGUCAAGGCUGCGGAGCUGGCUGUGCAGAAUGAAGUGGGCCUGAUUGAUAACCCUCUGAAGAUUUCCUGGCUGGAGGGACAGCCCCAGGGCGUGGCGGGCCCUGGCCGCCCAGGACUGUCAAAGGGCUCAGUGCGGUCGGAGAGGGACUACGAGAGCCUCGUCAUGAUGCGCAUGCGCCAGGCCGCUGAGCGGCAGCAGCUGAUCGCCCAGAUGCAGCAGGAGGACAAGGAGGGGCCGCCCACGUAACCAGAGCACCAGCCCCCAACCCGCAGCCCCUUUAAGACUCUAUAAUAAACUUUUGUUUUUUAAAG